Messenger RNA from Scophthalmus maximus (turbot), 958 nucleotides. It is a transcript of the gene mpv17, whose product is annotated as mitochondrial inner membrane protein MPV17. The transcript is spliced from 9 exons. The coding region runs from base 257 to 793 and encodes 178 amino acids. The record is from RefSeq and is a predicted model, not a curated record. Gene Ontology annotation, cellular component: membrane; cytoplasm. NCBI's taxonomy places the organism in Eukaryota, Metazoa, Chordata, Actinopteri, Pleuronectiformes, Scophthalmidae.
GCAACAAAUGUUUGUUUUUUCAAGCAAAGAAAAUUGAAAAAAUAUUCGAGAUGCAACAGUUGAUCAAUGACUAAAUUAAUGGCCAGCUAUUUCUGAUGGUCGUUUAAUCGGUUCAAGUAGUUUUAACGUCAACAUUCGAUGAUUUCAUCUUCUUAAAUAAUUGCAGUUCACUAAAAAGUCGGAGCCGAGGCGGACACGUAAACGCAUCACCACCCGGUAGCGCAGUCGGAGGAGUCGGACUCAUUAACAGACAGGGAUGAUGGCGGGGCUGUGGAGAUCCUACCAGGCGCUGAUGAGCAGAUACCCCUGGAGAGUGCAGAUUGUGACUGCAGGGUCGUUGGUGGGCGUCGGCGACGUCAUAUCCCAACAGCUGAUCGAGCGGCGAGGUCUGGCUCAUCACAACGUGCAGCGGACGGCCAAGAUGAUGAGCAUCGGCUUCUUCUUCGUGGGACCGGUCAUCGGGAGUUGGUACAAAGUGUUGGACAGACUCGUCGUCGGAGGAACUAAAAGUGCAGCGAUGAAGAAAAUGCUGCUUGACCAGUUGUGUUUCGCUCCGUGCUUCCUGGGGGCGUUCCUCUCCAUCUCCGGCGCUCUGAACGGACUGACGGUGGACGACAACAUCACCAAGCUCAAGAGGGACUACACAGACGCCCUGAUCUCAAAUUACUACCUUUGGCCUCCGGUGCAGAUCGCAAACUUCUACUUCAUUCCACUUCACCACAGGUUGGCCGUCGUCCAGGUCGUCGCCGUCGGCUGGAACUCCUACCUGACGUGGAAGGCCAAUAAGAUGUGACGGACGGGCACAAGUCCCGCCUGCUGUUGUUGUCGACGAUGAUAAUGAUGAUUUUACACUCAUUUGCUGUGUGUGUGAGUGUGUGUGUGAGAGAGAGAGAGAGAGAGAGAGGAUGAGAGAGGAUGAGAGAGGAUGAGAGAGAGAGAGAGAGAGAGAGAGAGAGAG